UGACGUUUCACCCGAGGAACGCCGUGACAUUGAUAAAUGCCGCUAAGGUAUCGAGCUUCCUACAAGCAGCGCUUCAUGUUUUUUCGUCACUGUCGCUGGAGGUUCCGCGACUAUGUGUGCGGUUCAUAACGGGGAUUUUACCGUACGCCUUAAUAAUGUAUGGAGUUGAGUGUGAAGGAAUUUGAGGACCCGCUGAACCGAUGUAACGACCGAAAAAUAACAGCAGAUCACGUGACUGAUGGGCGUGGCCAAGGAGAUAAACAAGAGCACGCUGGCUAUUCGAACCAAUGAAAUGGGAGGGCGAAGGAAGAGUUCAUAUCUGGACCCUGGGACUCAACAUCUACCGAUAAUAUCCGAAGAUGCUAAUGACGUCAUUCCGGAAAUUGUGGAGCAGCCGUCUAGGAGGAUAUCGAAAAUUGACGAUUCUGACCUCAGUCAGGUCAAGGCGACAACAGCAAGGUUAAAUCUCAAAACCAGAAGGGCUAGCGUAGUUGCCUGGAAGGCUCAGUAUGUGGACAAACCCAGCCUCGCUUUCAUUUCCGUGGAAGCAACGGAAACCACCGACGACAGGCUCACACCCGAAAGAAAACAGAGAAUAAACCAAGCGUUAGAUUGGAUUAAAAAUGAACUGAUCGAGCUGAGGCGACAGGACCAGUCGCUGGCGAGACAGCUUCUGGGGAUCAGACGAGACAUCUCACAGCUCAAACUGAGCAGGAGCUGCGAGAAACACCAGGAUAUGCUGGACGAGGCGCAGUGGGAAAUGGAGGAAUUCCAGGAACUAAAUCGAUUUCUGGACACCCCGUGCUACGGCUGUCUGUCUCCAGAUCCCCUUAAACACAUCGGCGUCACAAAAAUGAACAUUAGCACGAGACGGUUUUCUACGUGUUGAUAGCAUGAAUUGUCUUAGUGUAAAUUUUCGAGUAUGCGGUGCGCGCUGGGAAAUAUGGAAUUUCAAGAUGUAACGAGAGUGCUGGACCCCCAAUUAUACGGCCGUUAUAUCUCCAGAUUACAUCAAACACAUCGGCGUCACGAAAAUGCACAUUUAGCACGAGGCGAUUUUUUUACAUGAUGAAAAUAUUAAUUGUCUUGAUGCAAAUCUUCGAUUAUGUGGUGCGCUAUGGGAAAUGAAGGAAUUUCAAGGCUUUAACGGGUGUGCUGGACACCACGUGCUAUGGCUGUCUGUCUCCACAUUCACUCAAACAUAUGAACAUCAGCCAGACGCGUGUGACGAAUGUAUGCACUGUCGAGGGGUCUAGACUGUGGCGAGGGAAGCUUAUAAAAGGAUCAAGAAUGUGUGUGGGUAUGUCUCUCUCUCUCUCUCUCUCUCUCUCUCUCUCUCUCUCUCUCUCUCUCUCUCUCUCUCUCUCUCUCUCUCUCUCUCUCUCUCUCUCUCUCUCUCUCUCUCUGUGUGUGUGUGUGUGUGUGUGUGUGUGUGUGUGUGAUCAACCCCUAAACCCCCUCAGCACACGCGCCUGUCAGCACAAGUCUGAUUUCAACGUCUUAAUCAAUACAUUGAAACAGAAUGUGGUGCGCAGUGUGAAAUGGAGGAACUUCAGGAUGUACCGAAAGUGCUGGACAACCAGUUCUACAACCGUUUAUCUCCAGAUUCUCUCAAACAUAAUGAUGUGACAAAAAUAAAUACCAGUAGAAGACAGUUGAUACGUUUUUGUGUCACUAUGGUUGAUGAUGUGCCGUAGGAAAUGGAGGAAUUUCCGUAAGAAUCUAGAGUGCUGUGCUACGUCGUCUGUGCCCAGAUCCAGUGGAAACUAUUGGCAGAAAAAUGAACAUCGGCAUAAGAUGGAGUAUCAUGUGUUGAUCCUUCUUUCAUUUUGAUAUGUCGAUGGUGUGGUGAGCUGCGAGAAAUGGAGGAAAUCCAGAAAAUAUCUAGAUUGAUGGACACCCCGUGCUUCGGUCGUCUCUCCACAGAUACACCCAAAUACACCAACUUGGCAAAAAUUAACUCCAGAAGAAAACAGUUUUCCAAUUAUUGAUGCUUGUGUAAGCUUUUAUUAUAUAUUAUGACAAAAAUGAAGAUAUCAUAUGGUCACCGAUGUGGUGUACUGUUUUAAAUGGAGGAAUUCCAGAAACUACCAAGAGUGCUGGACAUUCCGUCAUACUGACCAGUCCAUUAGUUAUUAAAUGUAUUUUUAUGAGAGUAUAUUGUAACUUUGUUUAAGGAUGCAUGUCUUCUCUCGGUCGUUUGAUUGUUAUCUUUAAAACACACGCUUCGAAUGGCUUGUUAUUGAUUCGGGAGUUAACACCUUAUGACGUCACACACCGUGACUGCCAUCUUUAUGAGAAGGGGUCACAAUACUCUUUGCUGGUAUAGGUUGCAUGACACCAAAUAAGACAGUUCAAAUAUUUACGGAGUAAAAUCAGCUGAGUCUGUGGUUGGUAGCAAUAUGUGACAUGGAUUAUUUGUGCAUAUACUAUUAUUCAUUGGCAAUAAAUAAAUAAAUACAC
Molecule: messenger RNA, 2463 nt
Organism: Gigantopelta aegis
Lineage: Eukaryota; Metazoa; Mollusca; Gastropoda; Neomphalida; Peltospiridae
Product: protein FAM167A-like
Exons: 4
Coding region: 239-889 (216 amino acids)
Source: RefSeq, a predicted model, not a curated record